Austrofundulus limnaeus is the source of this 3682-nucleotide messenger RNA. Its product is annotated as coiled-coil domain-containing protein 158. The transcript has 22 exons. The record is from RefSeq and is a predicted model, not a curated record. NCBI's taxonomy places the organism in Eukaryota, Metazoa, Chordata, Actinopteri, Cyprinodontiformes, Rivulidae. Bases 513 to 3191 code for a protein of 892 amino acids.
CGUCCGGAAGCUGCCGGCUUGCAGAAAAACAGCUCUGCCACUGAAUCACAGCGUUCACUUCUCCAUUACUACAUUUUGUUCGCCACCGUGGAAAUAAAUGUUGCUAAAAAUCAAGACGCUCCGCUCCGUGGGAAAGCGACAUCAAAGCGAGUCCGACAAAAACCGACUAUAAACUACAUUACCCAUCAUGCAACGCUAGAGGCUUUACGUGCUUGCGUCCCUUUGCGGAUGUUGACGCACUACUGUUUCAAAAGUUUCAGUGGCGCUAAUGGCGCUGAUAGCGCUCUGCACUGAAAUUUAGCUCGAAUUGUUUGGGUCAGAACCAGGCAACUUUCGUUACCUCUGACUUUUUCGACUCGCUUAAUUAGUUUGACGACAUUUAGGUUCUUUUUACGUUCCGCGUAGCUCCGGAUGCUGUUUCCAUGGUGAUGGAACUUUCUGUUUACGGCGGCUGCCAAUUGUUAGCUUAUUAUUUUUUUUAAUCGUGUGUGUUUUUUAAAUUAAUUUGAGUGAUGUCUUCGGGAUUACAGCCCUUUGAGCCUCAGAGUGUCGGAUUAGCUGGUCAUGAAGAAGUUUCUCGUCACAAACAAGCUGAAGCUGAAGCUCAAAGGACCUCCUUUCAUCUGAGAUUCAACAAUCUGACUCUGGAUGAACUGAGUGAAGAGCUUGAGAGACGAACAAAGGAAACAGAAAAACUGCAAGAGGAGGUUGAAGAUGCAACCAGGGAGGCUCUGAAGAGAUUCAGCUGCACUUAYGAAGGAAAAUCAGGACAAAGCUGCAGCAAUCAUGACUCAUCUGAAGAGUCCCCCAUGUUUUCGGCCCACCAGCGGGCAGUGACUCAGCCUCUGGGUUGCAGUCUGGAUACUUUAAAACAGAAGGUGGUCCAGAAAGAGAGAUCAUCUGAAAAAACAAACGAUCAACCUGAGCAAGAUACAUUUAGUCAUCAAAGUGCCGUCAUGAACUUGCAGACUAAGCUGCAUGAACUCCAGGAUGACCUGUCUGACCUGAGGUUGAAGGAUUCAAGGAAGCACACGGAUCAAAUGGGAAAGAUGUUGUCCAUCCUGGAUGAGCUUCAGAACAUUAAAAGGUCUGCGGACCAGAAGCUCCAAGAAUCUGAGGAUGAGGCGUUGGAACUUCACAGGAAGGUAGAAUCACUAGAACGGUUCGUAAAGGAGAUUUACCAAACACUGUGUGAGAAGCAGUGUGGGGACACCCCCAUCAGCUCUCAUACUGGGAAAAGUCAAGCAGUUCAUGUAAACAAAGAUCUCAAAACGAACACAAACAAGCUGCAGACAAGACGAUUUUCGUCAAAAGAACAACAGAGGACUGAUGAAAAUAAUGAAGUAUAUCAGCAAGAAAGUCUUCACGAUCGUCCCAGCUUAGAAGACCUGAUUACAAGUCUUGUCCAGGAGAUGGCGACGUUGACCGACAAACUGAGUUCAUCAAAGGACAGCGGAGCCAGCCUCUGUGACAAGCUGGGGUUGCUAAAAAAACUGGCAGAGAGACAAACCACACAGCACCUCCAUCACGUCAGUGCACUCGAGUCAGCCAUCUCCAGCUACAAAGAAAAGGUUUGUUGUCUGGAGCAGACGAUCCUCGAAGCUCAGACUCAACUCUUUAACACUCAGAAAGAAAGAGAGCAAUCACUACAAGAGGCAGAAGACCUCCAGUCCCACCUCUGUCAGCUCAAGCAGCAGCUUCAGCUCAGUGUAGACCCAAAGGUUCUGAACGCRCAGCUGGAGGUAGCCAGGGAGCAGCUUUGCAAAGCUGUAGAGGAGAAAACCUGCCUCCAGACCCUGCUGGAGCAGAAAGCCCAGGAGCACCUCGUUAGUUUAAAAGACGCUCAGAGUCGGCACCAGACGCUGUGGGCUGAUCAGGAAACGCUGAGGAUGAAGCUGAGCGACAGAGAGAAGGCGAUCGACGCUCUGAGGCUGCAGAUGGAGAGCAGUGUCCAGACGACAGAGCAGCACAGACGCACGAUCGACAGCCUCCAGCAGGAGAACGGCCUCCUCAUUAACCAGCUCAACCAGCACAAGCUGGAGGUGCAGCAGCUGAGGGCCGAGUUGGCCCAACGCCGGUCUGACCUGACUGCUGUGGAACACGAGAGGCGACGGCUGAAGGCCUCUGUGUCUGAGCGGAGUCAGCGCAUCAGAGAGGAGACGCUGGAGAAAGAGGAAGUCGCCGCACAGCUGGAGCUGCAGCGCGUGCAGCUGCUCAGUCUUACCAAGGCACACGAGGAGCUGCAGCGGCUCCACAGCUGUAAGGAGGACGAGCACGAGGGCGUGGCGCUGAGGCUUCGCAGUCAGCUGAUCAGCGCCCAUGAUGAGCUGGAUAAGAUCAGGAGCACCCUGAGGACCCUCCAGGGAGCGGACGGCCAUGGCCUCCAGGUUGCUUUGGACAUGCAGAAGGAGAUCACUGCCAAGAGAGAGCAGGUCGACUCUCUGCAAAGUAGAAUCCAACAUCUAGAGGAAAAAGUGGAGCAACUGCAACAGGAGAAACGCUCCCAGAGCCUGGAGACCCACCGUCAGCUGCAGGAACUGGCGUUUAUCAGGGAGGAGAAGAGGCAACUCGCCAACGAACUGAAGGCCCUUCGCUCCAAAGACCAGCAGCUGAGGGAGCGGAUCAGCGAGCUGGAGGCCAUCCUUCACAAGAUGUCAGAGAGCUUUGCAAACUGCCAGGACUUCCUCCAAGUGAGAGAACAGGAGUAUUUUCGCCUGAAACUCCAACACGCUCUGGACCUGAAGGAGCUCCAAGGUCAGACUCUGUGCACAGUUCCAGCUGUACCUCCACCUGAUCUGAACUCCCAGACCUCACCGGCACAGACCGUUCGGAUCAAGUCCAACGAGCGGCGGGAGAGUUCCACCUGCGAGCUCAGAUCUCCUCUCAGAGAUCUGCGACCGCACACCGACGAGGGGAUUUCCAGCUGCGCCUCCUUCCACAGGAGGAGGAGGUCCGCGCCGGAGCGCCGGCACAAAACCACACUUUCUAAAACAUGCUCCAGAUUGAGGACCUGCAGCAGUGAGACACAUUUCCAGAAGACACCUGGGCUGAGUGGGCUAAUCCUAAGCAGGGAGACCCGCUGCAWACUGAGCCCAGUGACCUCAGCAAAGUUCAGCUGCGCCACACAGAUCCUCGCCAUCGGCCGCAAGUCACCGGUUCACAAUCUCCUGACCUCUGACCCCCACGGCUAACAGAAAACCCAGGAAUCUGAGGCGACCUCAUCGUGUCUGUGAGCUGCUGUCUUCAUGAAAUUAUAAUGAAUUSUAAUACUGUGUUGACACUGAAACCAGGCUUAAUUACGGUUAUAUAACUGGUUAAAAGGUAAAACAACAGCUGCUGCUUCGAGUUCACUGCACGAGGAAAUUUUAAUGACUUAACUAGAGCCAGCUGUUCACACAGACUGAGUCAUGUGGCCUUUUUUAGUYUUCUGUUUAGUUUGAGAACUGAAGUUUUACCCUGUUAACUUAAAGGGAAGCURAAAUAUGUGUUUAUUGUUUUUCAUGAAUUCUCAUCAAAUGAGGUUUGACCUUAAAAGAUUUUUAUUAUGACCCCUGCACGCGAAGUGUAAGCUGGUCAUAUUGUUUUCGUACUGGUUUUUUUUCUCCCCCAGUGAUUUUUGGUCAACUGUAGCACAAAAACGGCUGCACCAGUCAACAUGAAAUUUGGCAGGACUGUAGAUGAG